Phlebotomus papatasi is the source of this 881-nucleotide messenger RNA. RefSeq lists its product as uncharacterized. The record is from RefSeq and is a predicted model, not a curated record. Lineage: Eukaryota; Metazoa; Arthropoda; Insecta; Diptera; Psychodidae. The coding region runs from base 97 to 738 and encodes 213 amino acids. The transcript has 4 exons.
GAAAAAGUAUUGCGUAGUGAAAAGUGGAAAGUGCGUCUUUUGUCAUUCUGCUGUGUUUACUGUAGGAAAGUGGGAAAUUCAAGUAUAGUACAAAUAAUGGCCGAAAAUAUGAAGACAGAAGAUUUCCAAAAGUGGAAAUAUACAAGAAAAAACAAACCAAAAAAUUCUUGUCAUAACUUUUUUAAAACUGUGGGAGAUUCGGAUGAUCAUGUUAUCUGCGAAUUUUGUCAAUGGACUUGCAACAGAAAUGCAACGAGAAUGACACAGCAUCUCAUCAAAAAAUGUAGAGAAAUUCCAGAGGAGAUUAAGCAAAACCUGGAAGCACACAAAGGAUCUGAUUCCACAGAUUUAUUUCCUAAAAAUGAUACUACUUCGGGCACUGUAAGUGAGUCUCAAAGUCAAAAUCUAGAAGAAGCUCCCGACCAAGGUUCAUCUACUGAUUCAGAAUCGACAUAUAAAAUGUCUGCAGAAGAGAAGAAAAACAUUGAUGAAAAACUUACCAGAGCAUUCUAUUCCUCACCCGCUUCUUUAAGAUUGUUUGAUAACAUCUACUUUAGAGAAGCAAUAAAGAUCAUGAAUCCUCACUACGAACUCCUAAGCAAAAAAGAACUUCGUCGAAUUAGAAGAGCUCAGCUGCAAAAUUCUACCGCAUCGACCAGAUCACGUAGGACACGUAGGACUCAUUCCAUGAUUGAUCGCAUUCCACAGAACUUCUUUGAAUCGCCCCCAGAAAUGUGAAUCUUGAGUCUUCAUUUCCUGGACUAUCCCUGGGGCGCUGAAAAAAAGCAACAAACUAAGAAGCUGAUGUAUUAUCCAUUAUCUCCCGAUAUUAUCCUCAUUUUUUAUUAACUCUUUUGAAAUAAACACAAAAUCAGGAAAAA